CUCGAUUGAGAUUUGAAAACUCCGCUUUCUCUGAUAGGAUCUCCUUUGCAAAGAUGAUGAGCAUCAAUGAAGAAGGGAGUAACGAAAGUAAGCGAAUUCAUGCCUGGAGCUGCGUAAUAAUGUGUAAAUCUAACUUUUGCUCAAGGUUCCCCAUCCCCAAGACGCGAACCACGCACGAUUAUGGGGGCGACUGGAAUGGAUAUUGGCGAAUUGCAACAGAAAAUAUCUGAUGCAGAAAAGGAGCUAGGUACUAUACGGUCUCAGCUCGACAAAACAAAACAGCAAGCAAAGACGGCUGAAAUCCAGGCUCAAGAAAGCGGACGGACUAACCGCAAGCUUUUGACAGAGAUUCAGACACUUACUGAUAUGAGUAAUCGCAAAGACCGUCAAGCUGAAAACGCGAAAGCGACAGCUUUCUUCUUUGAAAGUCAGUUGAAGAAGUACAUGGAGGAAAUAGAACAUGCCCGCGCUGGCAUGACUCACUUGAAAGAGAUAGAAGACGAGAUGGACACAGCGAAGCGAGAAGCGUUCCAAGCUCAAAAGAAGGUUGAUGAAGAGUACAAGCAUAUGCGCGCCAAAAUCAAUACCCUGCAAAAGAAGUAUCAAGAAGAUAUAAUAGGACUGAAAGAUGCCAUCCAGUUGGCUCACGAACAGCUCGUCCUAGAAACUGAAAAUUCAAUCAACCUUCACGAAGAAGCAGAAAAGAGGCUUAAUGAUCUCGUUAAAGAUCGCAACGUGGUUGAUGUCGAACAAAUGCAAGCCAGCUUACAAACGACACAUUCGCAGGUGUUUGAGGAUGUCGAAAAAGAAGUCGAGAGCUUGAAAGUUCAGUUGGAAGUAUCCAUGGAAUCGUCUGAGUCAAGCGAACAAGUGAUGACGUCCAUUAAAGGAGAAAUGGACAGGAUUAUGCGAAGGUUGCGUGCCCUUCAAGAUGUCGAAAAGCACUAGCCCCAUGGUAGUGCUAGCGGUUAUACCCCCUCUCAUUAACUCUUCGGUAGCUAAUGUGAAUUUUUAUUUUUGUUUUUAUUUAUUUCAAUUUUUUUGUUAUCAACCUUACAUUUUUACAAGCAAAUAGCAUCUUUUUUUGCCAAGGUACCGAAUGCCGACCAAAUGGGUUUGAGCAAAUGACACAUAGCGUUAACGUGAUUCUAGUAUCUCUACACACCGAUCACUAUUAUAAAUUGUUGAAUUCUUUU
Umbelopsis ramanniana AG is the source of this 1196-nucleotide messenger RNA. RefSeq lists its product as uncharacterized. The record is from RefSeq and is a predicted model, not a curated record. Lineage: Eukaryota; Fungi; Mucoromycota; Umbelopsidomycetes; Umbelopsidales; Umbelopsidaceae. The coding region runs from base 181 to 948 and encodes 255 amino acids. The transcript has a single exon.